This is a messenger RNA of Schizophyllum commune H4-8, 351 nucleotides long. Its product is annotated as histone-fold-containing protein. The record is from RefSeq and is a predicted model, not a curated record. Bases 1 to 351 code for a protein of 116 amino acids. Lineage: Eukaryota; Fungi; Basidiomycota; Agaricomycetes; Agaricales; Schizophyllaceae. Gene Ontology annotation, molecular function: structural constituent of chromatin; DNA binding; protein heterodimerization activity. The transcript has 4 exons. Gene Ontology annotation, cellular component: nucleosome.
AUGGAAACCAACGACAAGACACGCUCUGUCAGGACGCGAAGCGCUCGGGCCGGUCUGGUUUUUCCUGUCGGUCGCGUUCAUAGAUAUAUCAAGCGAUUCAAUGUCGGGAAAUGUAGAGUUGGCUCGAAGGCGGCUGUCUACACCGCUGCAGUACUGGAAUAUCUCACGGCGGAAGUGGUCGAGCUGGCGGGAAACGCUGCCAAGGAUCUAAACGUCAAACGUAUUACUCCUCGCCAUCUGUUUCUGGCUGUACGCGGUGACGAGGAAUUGGAGAUACUCGCUCGUAUGAUCGUCAUUCCGGGGGGCGGUGUAAUGCCUUACGUGCACAGACAAGUAUUAGGCAAUAGUUAA